Rhincodon typus (whale shark) is the source of this 1586-nucleotide messenger RNA. RefSeq names its product ranBP-type and C3HC4-type zinc finger-containing protein 1. NCBI's taxonomy places the organism in Eukaryota, Metazoa, Chordata, Chondrichthyes, Orectolobiformes, Rhincodontidae. The record is from RefSeq and is a predicted model, not a curated record. The coding region runs from base 83 to 1351 and encodes 422 amino acids. Gene Ontology annotation, molecular function: ubiquitin-protein transferase activity; ubiquitin binding. Gene Ontology annotation, biological process: positive regulation of canonical NF-kappaB signal transduction; protein linear polyubiquitination; proteasome-mediated ubiquitin-dependent protein catabolic process. The transcript has 7 exons. Gene Ontology annotation, cellular component: LUBAC complex.
GACGCUGAUUAACGAGACACAGAUCCCACUGGGAGAGUGCCACCGCGAACGCCGUCCUCGCAGUGUGUUUGUUCAGCAGGCGAUGGCGUCUAACGAGACCCGGGGCCCGGCUCCGACACAGGCCACGGUGCUGAUGUCGUGCCGGGUGUCGGAAGGAGAGUGUGGCGGCCGCGGCCUGACUCUGUGUCCCGGGCCCGGGCCUCGGGCAGUGACGGACGACCAGCCCUCGGCCCUGCGCCUGCAGCUGAGCAUGGAGCGGCCCGGGGAGUUCCGGCUGGGAGUCCGCUCCGGGGACAGCCGCCUCGGGAAAAGUCUGAGCCUUUAUGAAUUUAAUUUGAAAGAUAUCAUCUAUGAAUUCAAAAGUGCGACCUGCCAUAGAAUUAGUACAAGGAACCAACCAUCUGAGCAGCUGACGUAUCACUUUGAAGAUGAGAAGGAGGCUCAGAAAUGGUCAACCAUCAUCACCAGCUCUUUGAGGGAAGUUGAGAAAGCAAGUUCCUCUGCUGGUGCACAAAACCACAGUGAGUCAACAGGAAUCCCAGUACUGUCAGCUCAACCAGUGACAGAGGGAGGUCCCAGGGCAGGAGCAGAGCUGCUUGGAGCUGGCCACGACGUUCCAAGAUCAGGAAUGGAUAUCUCCAGAACAGAGGAUCUGAUUCAGCAACUUGCCAAGGCAAUAGAGGCAGGUGAUUCUGUCUUGUCGUCUGAGUGUGCUGUGAGUCUAGCUCAGCAGAAAGUGUCUCUCGGCAUUUGGGUGAAGGAUGUUUAUCCCAAUCAACAGAUCAGUAUGAAAGUUGAAGUGGAGGACGCCACAUCUUCUGCCACCAUUUUUGUGAAGGUCUUCCCCUAUGCAACUGUUUCCACGUUAAAGCAACAGGUAUUCCGAGAUUUUGGGUUCCACCCUAUGGUUCAGCGCUGGAUUAUUGGCCAGUGCCUGGCGACUGAUCACAGAACUCUGAGUUCGUACGGUGUGAGGAAAGACGGGGUCACAACCUUCCUGUACCUGCUGUCAGCAAAGCUGGCCAACCUACCACGGCGCCAGUACGAGGAGGAGCAGGCUCUCACUGUCAUGGCCCAUGAUGAGAUGUCCAUUGAUAUGCAGAGGAGGGAGAGCCUUCUGGAGGAAGAGAGGAGAAAGUACAGUACGUUACCGAGCAAGCUGCCUGUGAAUAAAGGUAGAGUGCCCCUGAAGAGCAAGGAUGGAAGGAUGGACAUCAAUAAUAUUACUCAAUGUGUCAAUCUGGAGCUGAAAUCACUUCAGUCUCUCUCAUUACACGAUGCUUGGAACAGACCCACACAGCAAGUUUCCCCUGCAUCAUCACAGGUAUCGUUGGAAUCAGGCCAGAGUUAGAUUAAUAUUUUGCCGGGUUCUGCUCCCUGUUUUACAGAGAGUAGGCAAACGAGAACAUAUGUUAUUAAAAACAAAGAUUCAGAAGGAACUAGGAGGGUACAAUGAUGGAACUGUGAAGCUGAUUUCACCAUUGGCAGCCCUGCCUUCAGCUGCCUAGCCCUAGGCUCUGUAAUUCCCACUCAAAAUCUCUCCACCUGACCUUACCCAUUAAAAUAUGUCUUUCGACUGAGAUUUU